Molecule: messenger RNA, 1647 nt
Organism: Chondrus crispus (carragheen)
Lineage: Eukaryota; Rhodophyta; Florideophyceae; Gigartinales; Gigartinaceae
Exons: 2
Coding region: 1-1626 (541 amino acids)
Source: RefSeq, a predicted model, not a curated record
AUGGCGAUCCUCAUCUCCCGUCCCCUUUCCCUCUUCCUCAUCCUCCCCACAACACUUCGACUCCGGAGUCUCCAAGCCUUUCUCCCCGCUCUCCACGGCUCGCUUCCCGCCCAACUAUACUCAUGCCUUAUACCCCUCCCCCUCUUUCUUCUCUCCACCUAUCUACCCCCCAUCAUCCUUCUUCCACUUCUACCCUUCCUCCCGACAGCCAAAGCCGCAGCCCUCCCGCUGGUUGAACUCUGUCUCCUUGCGGCUGUUGCUGGUCUCGGCGUAGGUCGCCAUCGCGUUCCGGCCAUCGCCGUCGCCAUACCUAUCUUUUAUGCGCCGCCACCGAUCAUCGCAAAUCCCUUCAUCACUUUUCUCUCCCAAUACGCCUCUUCUAUUGUCAUUUCUCUUGUAGCAUGUAUCGUCGCCACACGCUCUUUCGCAGUAGCAGAGUUUCGUGAACGCUUUCUCGCCCGCCGUCCCCCCGCUCCACCGAGAGCUAAGAGUACGCGACGAAGACAGUCCUCGGCAUUCUCGUCUUUGCUUCGAAAAGUCUUUCUGUACACCCCUACCCAUUUCUUCACCCUCUUACUUUUUACUGCUGUUUUCAGUUUUUCAGAGCAAGCCCUAGUGCCUUCCGGCAUCGCCCUUGCCGAGCGUCUGCACCCUCGUCGCAUGCCUACAAACUACUCAAUUCUCGCCCAAGAACGCGGCCCCACCGGAUUAAUUUCAGUCGUCCAGCUCAAAGGGCAGUAUCGUCUUCUCACCGCAGAUAUGUCCGUCCUCGGCGGACGUCACACCCGCCCUGGGUUUGCGCAAGAUACCGUCUUUGCCCAAUUUUAUGUGCACGAGGCUGUGCGAUUGACGAAGCGACCAGGGGAGUCUCCCACCGAGAAAGGCGGGAAGAAUGGGAACGCGCUGUGUCUGGGGUUGGGGGUCGGUAUAGUUGCAGAUGCUUUUCAUAGGCUGGGUUCUAGUGUCGUCGCGGUAGAGAUCGACCCUGUUGUUGCAAGAUACGCGAAACUCUACUUCGGAAUGAGUGCGCCGAAUGUGACGGAGGCGGAUGCUGUGGAAUUCCUGGAGCAGGCCAAUUCAACCAGAGAAAGAUACGACUACAUUGUCCAUGAUGUGUUCACAGGGGGCGCUGUACCGGCUGAGCUUUUCAGCAUGGAUACAUGGCGAGCAACACGAGACGUGAUGAUGGAGGAUGGCGUGCUCGCAGUCAAUUUCGUUGGUGCAAUCGAUAACCCGCCGACAACACCAGCCACGGCCGCUGUCGCUUUAGUCUACGACAGGCUGAAGAAAGUGUUCGGUCAUGUAAGGGUCUUUUCCGAUGGCCAUGAUACUCGAACACACAACCUUGUCUUUUUUGCGUCGCCCGUGCCCGAACGUCUUACAUUUAGGGAUUAUGUUGAAGCGGAUCUCAUGGGUUCGGGUAUUCGGAAGCAGACACUGGAUACAUUCCAGCGUUAUGAAGUGAGUAGAGAUGCACUAGGACCGGGGGUGGCGGACCUUGAGGGGAGCGAUUACAUCUUAUACAUGGGGCAGUGGGAUACUUGCAGAAUACAUUUGCAACUGAUGACGACCAUUCAUCCUAGAGAAUUGUGGCCUGCUCUGUAUAUAAACGAACAGCUUGGCUGAGAGAGCCAGAUGCUGCUGUGG